CAUUAGCUUCCCAAUGACUUUGGAGACUGGGCCAGUCCCUCUCAAGACGGGACUAAGUCUCGACCAUUCUCAGUCAGCAAAGAUCUGGUCUGAAAGCAAGACCCGAAUUGGAACUCAUCGUCAAAUUCAUUUUGACUUGUUUUCGACAUGAAGUCUUCAAUGGUAGAAUUUACGCUUCCUAUGGUUUUUGUUUGGUUGUCAUUGAUUUGCAUCACGUCAUCUGACGGUCGCCAAGCCCAAGUGGAUCGGGACGGAAAAUUACUAUCCCUCUUCCAAAUCAUUACCUUUCCCAAUGAUCCUUGCAUAGGAAAUGCGGGCAAAAACGGGACCUGUUACACGCCAGAGGAGUGCACUGCCAAAGGCGGGAGUGCCGCUGGAACCUGUGCUCAAGGCUACGGAGUCUGUUGCUCAUUCACGGUCAAUUGCGGAGGCACGCGUUCGGAGAAUUGCACGUAUUUCGAAUCCUCCGGCAACGAGGCUGGUUCUUGUUUGGCCACGGUUUGUCCCUGCAGCGAUAAUAUUUGUCAAUUAAGACUCGACUUUGACCAAUUUGUUAUCACUGGGCCUUCCACUGAUGACACUCCUGUAUUAACAACACUAGCUGGCGAUACGGCGGCAGGUGGGCAGGCUAGUACGCUUGGUGGAAGGUGUUUGACCGACACGUUUUCCGUGUCCAGUCCCUCUGGUUGCGCUCCACCCUCGAUUUGCGGCACGAAUAGUGGCGAACACAUGUAUGUGGAUGCCUCGCAAGCUUGUAAUGAUCUGAUGUUUGUCCUAGGAAAUCAGGGCAUUGGAGCAAGUAUCGCAAACCGUCAAUGGAGUAUUAAGGUGACCCAAUACUCUUGCGACUUCAAGAAUUUGGCUCCAGAGGGAUGUACGCAAUAUUUCUUUGGCUCAAGUACAGAUAUCAUCCAAACUUAUAACUUUGGAAAUGGCCGACACCUGGCUGAUCAAAACCAAAAUAUUUGCAUUAGACGUGAGCGAGGGAAUUGCAAAAUUUGCUACACUGCCAUUGACCCUGCGGACGUUUCAGUUAAUGGCAAAACGGCAAAAAAGGGGUACAAUGCUAAGGACACCAAAUGUUGUGGUUACACGGACUCUGGUAAGGCCACUAAUGGGUUUGAUUGCAUCGUGAUCCCGGGCUUGAGAACAACCGGUGCGGAUAGCGUGUUGAAGGGAGACUCUGUGUGCGGCAAUGGAGUGGGAUUGGUUACAGGGAUGACCGGGAUCGUCGGCGCCACCGUCUGUUCCAAACGCCAACCAUUCAACGUGCGCUUUCGAAGUGACAGUUUUGAAACUGACACUGAAAUGGGCAUUUUGGGAUUCCGUCUGAUUUAUACCCAGAACUCCAAUGGAUGUUAGUUAGUCCCGUAACUCUCUUCUUAAUAGACAUCAUUUUCGAUUGUUAUAUUACUUAAAACUUGUUUUCAUUCUCUUGCUGACAAUUCCUUUGUAAAAUGUUUCAUGUUGAAAUAAAUCUUUGUUCACUGACA
Messenger RNA from Tigriopus californicus, 1493 nucleotides. RefSeq lists its product as uncharacterized. The record is from RefSeq and is a predicted model, not a curated record. Lineage: Eukaryota; Metazoa; Arthropoda; Copepoda; Harpacticoida; Harpacticidae. The transcript has 10 exons. Bases 148 to 1362 code for a protein of 404 amino acids.